CAUGCAUAUUUAUAAAUAUGCUGCAGUUAGUGUUUUCUUCUUUUUGUGUUUCUCCUUCAACAAAGCAAAACUUUUCUAAGGUUUAUCGUUUGAAGAUGAUGGUUUUUGUUCAUCUCUGUGUCCUCUGCUUGAUGGUUCCAAACCCCUUUAACCAAGGAUGGGCUUUCCGUUCUCAAACAAAAUACUCAUAUCAACCCUACAAAUAUGAUUAUCAUCUACCACAUGUAGAUCCUGGAGAAGGUGGACCACCUGGACCACCUGGACGACCUGGACCACCUGGACCAUGUGGACCACCUGGACGUCCAGGACCAUGUGGACCAAAGGGUGAAAAGGGGCAUAAUGGACCACAGGGACCCCCAGGACCUCAAGGACCAAAAGGCCUGUCUGGAGCCAAAGGGUCAGAAGGAGCAAAGGGUGAUGUGGGACCAAAGGGAUCAAAGGGAAUGCCUGGGAUGUGUGGAACUCCAGGAUCACAGGGACCAAAAGGAGACAUUGGUCCACAAGGGCCAAGGGGCAAAACGGGUUUGCAAGGCAUGAAGGGUGACAUUGGACCAAAUGGGGAAAAGGGUCACAUGGGGCAAAAGGGGUCAAAGGGUGAAAUGGGACCACAAGGGCUUAAAGGUCAAACUGGGCCACAUGGGCCAAAGGGUGAAAUUGGGCCACAGGGACCACCUGGACCAUGUAGUAAAGGAUCUCAGGGACCAAAGGGGGAGAUGGGAACAAAGGGGGCAAAGGGUGCAACAGGACAGCAAGGGCCGAAGGGAGAAAUCGGUGAAAAGGGAUCACAGGGACGACCUGGACAAUCUGGGAAUCCAGGUGCAAAAGGUGACGAAGGCCCGCAGGGACCAAAGGGCAAUUUAGGGCCACCAGGACCAAAGGGUCAGAAGGGUACACAUGGAUUGAAGGGUAAUAUGGGACAAACUGGACCCAAGGGUGAAAUGGGACCAAAUGGUGAAAUGGGGCCACAGGGUCCACCUGGACCACCAGGAGGUCAAAAGGGAGAAAAGGGUCAGAAAGGAGAAAAUGGUGCAAUGGGACCACAGGGACAACCUGGAGUACCAGGGAAUGGAGAAAAGGGUGCAAAAGGGGCAAAGGGUGAAAUGGGACAACAAGGUAACGCAGGAUCAAAGGGAGCAAUGGGUGACAUGGGAACAAAAGGGCUAAAAGGUGAUAUGGGAGCACAGGGACCCAAGGGAGACAAGGGACAACAGGGACCAAAAGGGAAUACUGGAUCAGAGGGCCAAAAGGGCAACAAUGGACAACAGGGACCCGGUGGAACACCAGGGAAUCCAGGACAAAAGGGGAACGUGGGGCCUGUGGGUCCAAAAGGAGAUGUGGGACCACCAGGGCAAAAUGGUGACACGGGACCAAAGGGAUCAAAAGGUGACGUGGGUCAAAAGGGGGAUAGGGGUUCACCAGGACAAAAAGGGGCACCAGGUCAAGCAGGACCUCGAACCGUACGAAGUCCACGUUCAAUAAUUGGACAUUUUGGGCCACCCGGACCACGAGGACCAUCAGGACUAACAGGACCAAUUGGACUACGGGGACCAACUGGGCAUCUUGGACCACGGGGGUUGAAGGGUGAAGUAGGACCACAAGGGCUAAAGGGUGACAUGGGACCACAGGGGUUACAGGGACCCUGGGGAGCACCUGGAGAACCUGGUUUACAUGGUCUGCAUGGACCACGAGGAUUAACUGGACCACGGGGAACACCAGGAGUUUGUGAAACAGAUUGCAGAUGCUUGAACAUCAGUGACUUGCAGGACAGCAUCAUCAGGAUAAAACAGUACAUUUUAGCUCAACAAUUCCAAUUCCUCUGGAACGUCGGUCAGAAAUACUUUGUGUCCAACAAGGAUAGCGGUUCUUUUGAGACGGCUGUUGAGUUCUGCUCCCAGAGAGGUCUGGAGCUGGCUCUGCCCCAGAAUGAGGAGGAGAACAGCAAGCUGAUGGAGGUGUUUGGAGACACUUUCAAAGACGUCUGGAUCAGCGUCAACAACAAGACGGCAGACGGGAAUUUCCAGGUUGACUUAAACAAUCAACUUCUGAUCUUCACCAAGUGGGAAACGGGACACCUUGAUGACUCCAUCCAGGACACAGGCUGCACUGUGCUGACUGAACACGGCUUCUGGAGAGUGAUGCGUGACUGCUCUAGUGAUGCAUUUAUUAUUUGUCAGCUAAUGAUGGUGGAGAAACUUCUCCUCCCCAUCUUCAGCUUGGUGAUUCUGAUUGUCUGCAACUUCGCUCAAGCUUCCCCAAAAAAAGAUCCAAACCAAAAGGAUCCUGAGGUCCGUAAAGCGUUGGAAAAGCGCAAUUCGAGAGACGACGACUAUUAUCAUGGACAUGAUCACCACUAUCCACCUGUGCUUAUGGGACCACCUGGACCGCCUGGAUCAUUUGGACCACCUGGACCACGUGGACCACCUGGACCACCUGGACUAAAUGGACUAAAAGGCGAAAAGGGUGCAACUGGGGCUAGUGGAUCACCGGGGUCACCUGGAGAACAGGGUCCACAGGGGGAAGAGGGUCCAAGGGGACAUCAAGGGUCAAGAGGCCGACGUGGAAGAAGGGGAUGCCCCGGUGAGGAAGGUGAAAUGGGACCACAAGGGCCACCGGGUGAAAUGGGACCUGAAGGACCACAUGGACCACCUGGACCUGAAGGACCGUGUGGACCGCCUGGACAUGAAGGACCACAUGGACCACGUGGGCCUCCAGGACCACCUGGGCAAAAAGGUGAUAAGGGGGAACAUGGACCAACUGGACCUCAAGGACCAAUGGGAUAUCCAGGGCUAAAAGGAAUGAAAGGUGAAAUGGGACCGCCUGGACCAAAGGGAAACACUGGACCACCUGGUCGAUGGGGACCUCCAGGACCACCGGGACAAAAAGGUGACAUGGGACUGCCUGGGCAAAAGGGUGAAAGGGGACCUCAAGGGCCAUGUGGACCACCAGGACCAAAAGGUCAGAUGGGGCUACCUGGGCAAAAGGGUGAAAUGGGACCUCAAGGGCCAUGUGGAGCACCGGGACCAAAAGGUGACAUGGGGCUACCUGGACAAAGUGGACCAGCUGGACCCGGUGGACCACCUGGACCACCAGGAAAUAAGGGGGACAAGGGUGAAAAAGGAUACAAGGGAGAAAAAGGGGAAAAGGGAUCAAAGGGGGAGAAAGGUGAACCUGGAAUACAAGGACCUCCUGGACAAAAUGGACCUCCAGGACCGCAAGGCUUAAAAGGUACGAAAGGUUGUAAGGGGGAAAAAGGAAAUCCUGGAAUACAAGGACCCCCUGGACCAUGUGGACCUCCAGGACCACCUGGAGCAAAGGGUGACCAAGGGGUAAAAGGUUCAGAUGGACCUCCAGGACCAUGUGGACCUCCAGGACCACCUGGAUUAAAAGGUGAUUUUGGACCACCUGGACCACCUGGACCAGGUGGGCCACCCGGGCCACCUGGACCACCUGGACUUAAGGGGUACAAGGGUGAUAAGGGACAUCAGGGUUACCAGGGACCACCAGGGCCAAAAGGUGAUGCUGGACCACCUGGACAAAAGGGUUGCAAGGGAGCUAAGGGAGAUAAGGGAGAAAAGGGGGAAGAGGGGGAAGAGGGGAAAAGGGGUAGAAGGGGUAGAAGGGGUAGAAAGGGUGAAAUGGGGGAAAUGGGACCACCAGGUCCACCAUGUUCACCCUUACCUUCAGUUCUACGAAGUCGACGUGGAGUAACUGGACCAAUCGGAAUGCCAGGACCAAUGGGACCACCUGGAGCAACUGGACAUCAAGGACCACGGGGCUUAAAUGGUGAAAGUGGACCACAAGGACCACCUGGUGAGCCUGGAUCACAUGGACAACAAGGACCAGCUGGAUCCCCUGGAAUCUGUAAAACAGAUUCGGAUAUCAGUGCCCUGCUGAACAGCGUAAUCAAGAUAAAGCAGCAUGUUCUAGCUCAAAACUUCCAAUUUCUCUGGAACGUCGGUCAGAAAUACUUUGUGUCCAACAAGGACAGCGGUUCUUUUGAGACGGCCGUGGAGUUCUGCUCCCAGAGAGGUCUGGAGCUGGCUCUGCCCCAGAAUGAGGAGGAGAACAGCAAGCUGAUGGAGGUGUUUGGAGACACCUUCAAAGACGUCUGGAUCAGCGUCAACAACAAGACGGCAGACGGGAAUUUCCAGGUUGACUUAAACAAUCAACUUCUGAUCUUCAGCAAGUGGGAAAAGGGACAGCCUGAUGACUCCAUCCAGGACACAGGCUGCACUGUGCUGACUGAACACGGCUUCUGGAGAGUGAUGCGUGACUGCUCUAGUGAUGCAUUUAUUAUUUGUCAGUUAUAAGAGAAACAAAGUUUUAGUUUUGCUUUAUCUCCCUAGAAAGUAAAAUGUUCAAUUCUCGUCAUUAAUGUUUUUUCCCUCUCUGUCUUGACGUCUUAUUUUUUAGUCUCUAUUUAAAAAGGGGUUAUAUCUAUGUGAAAUGUUUGAUGCUUGAAUCUAUUUAAAAAUAAAACAAAAAUACUAUAACAUAUA
Oryzias melastigma (Indian medaka) is the source of this 4499-nucleotide messenger RNA. RefSeq names its product collagen alpha-1(I) chain. NCBI's taxonomy places the organism in Eukaryota, Metazoa, Chordata, Actinopteri, Beloniformes, Adrianichthyidae. The transcript is spliced from 9 exons. The coding region runs from base 18 to 4310 and encodes 1430 amino acids. The record is from RefSeq and is a predicted model, not a curated record.